CUCUCUCUAAUACCCAAACAAAUAAGCUAUAUAUAUUAUAUAUCAUCAACAAAAUCUUUAAUUUAAUUAGCCAUGGCCAAUGGAAGGUUAACGUUGUUGUUGCUGAUCUUCUGUUUUAUCAUAGUACAUGAGGUAGAGAUAUACAAUGGUCACCACUUGACAGUUGCUGCUAUAGAUUGCCCGUCAAAAUGCAGUUAUCGUUGCAGCAAGUCGGGGAGGCAUAAGAUGUGCAUGAGGGCAUGCAAAACAUGCUGUCAAAGGUGCAAUUGCGUGCCGCCGGGGACCGCCGGAAACGAGAAUGUUUGCCCAUGUUAUGCCAACAUGAAAACACACGGUGGCCGCCACAAAUGCCCUUAA
This is a messenger RNA of Ipomoea triloba (trilobed morning glory), 357 nucleotides long. Its product is annotated as gibberellin-regulated protein 2-like. The record is from RefSeq and is a predicted model, not a curated record. The transcript is spliced from 3 exons. Lineage: Eukaryota; Viridiplantae; Streptophyta; Magnoliopsida; Solanales; Convolvulaceae. The coding region runs from base 73 to 357 and encodes 94 amino acids.